AUGUCUGCUCCUCAAGCUCCUCAAACCGCUCAAGCUGUUAGCCUCACCAAGAAGACUAAGAAGUCUGGUGAUACCAUCAACUCCAAGUUGGCUUUGACCAUGAAGAGUGGUAAAUAUGUCUUGGGUUACAAGUCUUCCUUGAAGGCUCUUCGCUCCGGAAAGGCUAAACUCAUCCUCCUUGCCGGUAAUACUCCUGCCCUUCGCAAGUCUGAGUUGGAAUAUUAUGCUAUGCUUAGCAAGUGCUCUGUUCACCAUUACAAUGGUUCAAACAUUGAUUUAGGUACUGCCUCUGGUCGUCUUUUCCGCGUUGGUGUCCUUGCAAUCAUGGACGCCGGUGAUUCUGAUAUCCUUAAUCAGUAA
Schizosaccharomyces osmophilus is the source of this 360-nucleotide messenger RNA. RefSeq names its product 60S ribosomal protein L30. Gene Ontology annotation, molecular function: structural constituent of ribosome; RNA binding. Gene Ontology annotation, cellular component: cytosolic large ribosomal subunit. The record is from RefSeq and is a predicted model, not a curated record. The transcript is spliced from 2 exons. NCBI's taxonomy places the organism in Eukaryota, Fungi, Ascomycota, Schizosaccharomycetes, Schizosaccharomycetales, Schizosaccharomycetaceae. Bases 1 to 360 code for a protein of 119 amino acids.